Arabis nemorensis is the source of this 405-nucleotide messenger RNA. The record is from the annotation of a GenBank genome assembly. Lineage: Eukaryota; Viridiplantae; Streptophyta; Magnoliopsida; Brassicales; Brassicaceae.
AUGCCCAAGCCCUCGCUCUCCAACACGCUCGAUAGAGAGCCGCGGGAAGAAACGCUGCUCCGACGGCCAAGUUACUACACACUCGAAAUUGAUUUCGUUUCUGUAAUCACAUAUGACGAAACAGAAACGUACGAUGAGAACAACAACAACUUCGUGAGUAUGAACCUUGGUGAAUUCAUCGAUUCAACGAAUGAUUCGAACGGUGGGGAAGAGAUCGAUGAUAUUGCACUAUGUGCUGUUCAAGAACACAAUAGGCGAGAGAAUAUUGUUCUUAAGCUUGCUCGAUUGCUAAACGCAACAGAGGAGGUGGUUGCUGGUAAGAUCUACCGUCUUAUGUUUGAAGUUAUCGAAAGCCGAUCAGAGAAGAUUUACUCUUUGCUUUCAAGUGUUGUUGGGAAUAUUUGA